Acanthosepion pharaonis is the source of this 1533-nucleotide messenger RNA. NCBI's taxonomy places the organism in Eukaryota, Metazoa, Mollusca, Cephalopoda, Sepiida, Sepiidae. The record is from the annotation of a GenBank genome assembly.
AUGGCGUCAAAGUCUUUCGGCCUUCUCUCCUCGGACAGUUGUUUUUUUUCUUUUUCUUUGUUCUUUUCACUUAUAUUCUUCCUUUUCCGUAUGACCUUCUCUUUCUUCUUUUUUUUUCUUUUCCAUAACCGCUCUCUUCUUCCAGCUUUCUUUUUUUUUUUCUUUAUCUCAUUUUCUUUCUUCUUUUUCUUAAACUUGUUCCUAUUCCGGGUCAUUUUCUUGUCUUCUUCUCCUUCUUCGUCUUUUUCUUCUUCUUCCUCUUCUUCCUCCUCUUCUUCUUCUUCUUUUUUAUUCUUCUUCCUGUUUUUCUUCUUCUUCUGUAUUCUUCUUUAUUCUUCUUCCUCUUCUUCUUUAUUCUUCUUCCUCUUCUUCUUUAUUCUUCCUCUUCUUCUUCUUUAUUCUUCUUCCUCUUCUUCUUUAUUUUCUUCCUCUUCUUCUUCUUCUUUAUUCUUCUCUUUUCUUCUUUUAUUCUUCUUCCUAAAAAGUUUCCCCUUCUUCUUCUUCUUUAUUCUUCCUCUUCUUCUUCUUUAUUCUUCUUCCUCUUCUUCUUCUUCUUUAAUCUUCCUCUUCUUCUUCUUUAUUCUUCUUCCUCUUCUUCUUCUUUAUUCUUCUUCCUCUUCUUCUUCUUUAUUCUUCUUUAUUCUUCUUCCUCUUCUUCUUUAUUCUUCUUCCUCUUCUUCUUUAUUCUUCUUCCUCGUCUUCUUUUUCUUUAUUCUUCUUCCUCUUCUUCUUCUUCUUUAUUCUUCUUCUUUAUUCUUCUUCCUCUUCUUCUUUAUUCUUUAUUCUUUAUUCUUCUUCUGCUUCUUCUUCUUCUUCUUCUUCUUUAUUCUUCUUCUUUUUUCUUUAUUCUUCUUCCGCUUCUUCUUCUUAUUCUUUAUUCUUCUUCUUUAUUCUUUAUUCUUCUUCCGCUUCUUCUUCUUCUUCUUUAUUCUUCUUCCUCCUCCUCCUCUUCUUCUUAUUAUUAUUAUUAUCAUCAUCAUCAUCAUAAUUAUUUCUUCUUCAUCUUUUUUCAAUCCACUACUCUUCGUUUGUCUCCCUCUUUCAUAUUACGUGCUGCCAAGUUUUACCAUUCAUCAUCCUUCUUUUUCUGAAUGUCUAGAAUCCUCACCACCUUUUUCUUUUAUUUUUUCUACUUUUUCUUAUUUUUCCCCCUUUUCCCGGCAAUUCAUUUUUUUUCUCUCCUGUUUCUUUUUUUCCAAACCGUCUUUCAGACAUUCUCUUAUUUCAUCUUUCUGUUUUCUUUUUCCCAGCAUCGCUUUUCCAAUCUUGUUUUAUUUACCUUCUAUUUUUUUUCUCUCUGAAUUCUUUUUGAGGCAUCAUGCGGCGUUUUGUACAAUUUGUUAUGGCUUUUCUUUAUUGUCUUUACAUUCUAAUCAUAAUUUCCUUCGUUUGUUCUAUCUUGCUUUUCAUGGUUAUUUUUUCUUUUCUCUUUUAUUAUUGAAUAUAUUUUCUUCUUCAUUUUUAGGUAUAGACCUGCUUUUCUUCAUCAUAAUUUUCUUUUGUAGGUUAUUUAUUUCUCGUUUUCUUCUUUAG